Cercospora beticola is the source of this 3798-nucleotide messenger RNA. RefSeq lists its product as uncharacterized. The record is from RefSeq and is a predicted model, not a curated record. NCBI's taxonomy places the organism in Eukaryota, Fungi, Ascomycota, Dothideomycetes, Mycosphaerellales, Mycosphaerellaceae. Gene Ontology annotation, molecular function: cysteine-type deubiquitinase activity. Gene Ontology annotation, biological process: protein deubiquitination. Gene Ontology annotation, cellular component: cytosol; nucleus.
CGUGUUGGCGUUCUACUGCCUGUGUGAUGCUCAUGUAUGCCGCAGUUGCACUGGCAAAUCCGAGUGGAACCACAGCCCAAGGCAGCAAUCCGUAGCAAUGGGCCGAGAUUGAGGAAGCUAUCCACCUCCGCGUGGCGCAUGUCUAGGCACGCCUUCGUUUAAGUACGGCGUUGGAGGGCGGGGCGGCGAGCGACGAGAGGGCGGCGGGAGGAGAGGGCCGCCAGCGUGAUGACCGCUCGCUCGCAUAGAACUAGCCACUCGUACUGCUGCUGUUCGUCUCUCGGAAACGGCGUUUGCCCGAAGUCGAUUGCUCCAGGCACCUGUGAAUUCUCCACCAGCGUGCUGCCGGUGAAGCCAGGUAACGACAUUGGCGAAGAAGCAAUAAUCCGGCCGCCUGGCUCUUGGAUGUUCUUCAUCUUCCUCCAAGAGCCCCGCUCCGCUGCCUCGCUGAGCCUCUCACAGCGCACAGGGACGACAAGCGACAUCCGCGUUGCCCGAGACACGAGGGGACUCUGGUGACCGCCCAUGGGGCAAGCGCCGCGGAGCCGACCUCGAAAGCAUGAGCGACCUGAAGCGCUUCCUCAGCACGCGCAAGAGAAAGGACAGUCGUCGCGCCUCUUCACACAGCCCAACCAAAAGCCGAGAUAUUCAGCCUUCCACCUCCACCAGUUCCUCCAGACCCGAUUACCUGGGAGACCUGUGGUCGAUAUACGAUGAACCCAAAGUCGCCCGCGACAAGGAGGAGGAGAGGAGCAUCAAGGGCAUCCUCGAACGAUUUCGCAGUCAUGGCAUCGAUACGAUGACAGAGGGGAACGCGCGAUACGCUCUCCGGACUACACAGAACAAAGGCGAUGGGGACCAGGCAUUUCGGCUACUACUCCUGCUGCAAGAGACGUACGAGGGCAUUGUCAAGCAGUAUGACCCCAGCACCCAGUUGGUUGGAGCAAUAAAUCGGAACAAUGUCACAUGCUACCUCGAUGCCUUGCUCUUCGCCAUGUUCGCGCGAUUGGACAGCUUCGAAGCAAUGCUCUACAACGACUUCAACGACAAGCCGCGAAGACGACUGGCAGGUCUGCUACGAUUGUGGGUAAAUAUGCUCCGGACAGGCCGCUUGAUCACGACGGAUAUCACAAGGCACCUGCAGCAGUCUUUGGCCGAGUGUGGUUGGGAAGAUGCAGCCAAUACAAGGCAGCAGGACCCUUCUGAGGCUUUCACGUUCGUUACCGGCCAGCUCGAACUUCCUCUUCUGACACUGAAAAUGGAUCUGUAUCACACCGGCAAGGAGGAGCCUCAAGAUGAUCACAAAUUCGUCAACGAGCGAAUGUUGGAAAUUGCCAUCCCUGAGCCAUCCGAGUCGGGCCAGGAUAUUACCUUGGAAGACUGUCUUGAGCACUACUUCAACAAUCGAGUGGAAGUCAUGAGACAUUUGGAAAAUCAACGACGUAACACGUUGAAGUCUGGUUCCGACCCAUGGCAAGACAGCACCAGAACCGAGAAGAGUUCUGGCCUUCAUGUCGAAAUUGCGGAAAUUCCUGCAAGUGGGCCCGGAACACCAAUACCUCAAACGCCUUUGACAGAAUCGCCUGUUGCCAUGACUCACAGCAAAGACCCUUUGGAGAAGAUACGACCUGGCGCAGGACGAAAACGUGGAGACAGCAUAUUUGGCCAGCGCAAGAUCGAGCUGAUAGGAAUCGACCCGGAAAAGGAAGGCGGCGACCCGCCGCAGGAGAGGGAACGGAAAAUGAGCACGAAGACAGAAGUGCUCAUGCCUGCUUGGCAAUUCUUCAAAUUGCUCCCGUGGUACACGGAUCACAUGCCAACUUCCGAUGCGCAGGUUGCAGCACACUUCGCGAAGAAACGACCGGUUCUUGGCAUUUGCCUGAAACGAUAUUCCUUCACCAAUAAUGGGACAGCGACGAAGCGAGAUACUUAUAUCGACAUCCCGCUUGAGAUCGGGGUCCCAAACUUCGUUAGUGACGAGAAUAUGCAAGAAGAUGGUCCGCUCGUAGGCAACUUCAGAUUGAUCUUACAAUCAGUCGUCUGUCACAGAGGGACGUCCGUGCACUCGGGACAUUAUGUUACUCUCUGCCGUGGCAAGUCGUCCUCUGCGAUUCCCGAGAGCACGCCUCCUAGCCGACGAAAUAGCGUGUCUGACAGCGAGGACAUCGAGGACCCGUGGAUGCUUUUCGAUGACUUGGCCAGCAACCGGGUGACUUACGUCGACAUCCAUCAGGCGUUGAGGAAAGAGACACCUUAUCUCCUCUUCUAUCAAGUGCAGCCAAUAGGAGAUGAUGGACAUUCCAUCCACGACCUGCCUUCGUACGCAGAGGCCACCAGCAGAUCUGCGUCUGAUGUUUUUGCGCACGAGGAAAAGCCAUACAUUAAUUCUGUACUGGGCUCCGAAAAUGCACUGGAGCACAUUCCCUCGCAAACGCUUUCCGAUGGCGUGCGCGUGAAUUCGGACACAGUGGACUGGGCUCCCGGCACUGGUAGGCACAGUCUUGAUGCGAGUGGAAUUCUGGAUGGCCCCAGGGGUCGGUCAAGCAUGCAAGAGCAUCGCCGCAGUGCUACUCAAGACGAAGGUAGUCACAGUGGCAGCACGUCGGGUGGCAGCAUUCGGACUGACCCCACGGGCUCUGUGCCUUCAACGCCUGCCGAUGAAAACGGACCGACCGAAAAGACGGGGUUCCUGGCCGUUGCAAGCAAAAUGACAGGUUCUCGGAGAGGCAGCAAGUUGUCCAAGGAUUCGGCGACAUCAAAAAGCAGACCCAGCAGCACAGGACCCAUGGGAUCAAGCAACGCAAAUGGCAGUCGGUUCAGUCUCAAUCUGAAUAUGGCCAAGCUCGCGCAGAAGAUGAGCAAAAACGAUAUUUCGCAGCCAGCUACCGACGACACGCCUGCGAUUGCCGCUCCUGCCGAGACAGGUCCGGCUGAUGACACAGAUACUACCGAGCUCAAUACUCCGACCAACAGAACGAGCGUACACUUGCCUCGGAACGAAAGUGGAGAGACGGUCGAUACUUUGAAACCUGCGCAUGAUGCGCAUGGAUUGGCGCCUUUGACGAAGAAGGAGAAACAGGUUCUGAAGGCUGCGAAGCGUAAAAGAGCUGCAGAAGAUCGGGAUUGUGUUAUGAUGUGAUGUAAAUGUGCACAACACGGGCAUGUCUGGAAUGAAUUGGUUGAUUAGCGAGGCGUUUCUUGGGAUAUGAGACUACGCAUUCGCGGAGAAAUGAUACAUGAAAGAGCUAUUAGAUGUGUGAGCAUGUCAAUUGGUCAAUUCUGACAAAGGUUUUGCAGCAGUUGCCCAAUGAAGAUACCCAGCCAUGCAUAUGUUGCUCGAGGGAGCUUGAUGCAUAAGCGUGGAAUGAAAAAGGGCAUGGGCUGGCAAUAGAACCUGCGCGGUCUAUCUUGAGCCACGAACGGAACAAUGCUUUUGACUUAUCUUCCUUCCAAACAUGCCUGGGCGAGUCAUGUCUACUCACUUCACCCCAGUCUUUUCAAUCCUCUUGAUUCACAGUGAUGAUUUUUCGCUCAACGCUAAUCGAGAAGGAGCCAAUGCCAAGUCGAGAUUUUAAACCUUCUUUACUGCUUUGAAGUUCGAACGAGAUCUUGCCGUUGUUGCACAUCGCUCUCGCUUUCUGUGCGAGCUCAUAAUAAGGUCGACAUGAUGCUCGUUGCGUUGGACGGGCUUUCGAUGGCUCUUUGGAGCCCGAUUGUCAAUGAACUUGGUGGACGAUGUAAGUCGACCGCCGAAUCUGUCCUACGAGGUAUUGCUCGAGGCUGUGACGGAGAGAAGCG